Messenger RNA from Salvelinus namaycush (lake trout), 585 nucleotides. RefSeq names its product fibroblast growth factor receptor 3-like. The transcript has 5 exons. The annotation marks the transcript as partial. The record is from RefSeq and is a predicted model, not a curated record. Lineage: Eukaryota; Metazoa; Chordata; Actinopteri; Salmoniformes; Salmonidae. Gene Ontology annotation, cellular component: signaling receptor complex. Gene Ontology annotation, molecular function: ATP binding; fibroblast growth factor binding; fibroblast growth factor receptor activity. Gene Ontology annotation, biological process: positive regulation of MAPK cascade; multicellular organism development; cell surface receptor protein tyrosine kinase signaling pathway.
UGUAUCCAUAGAGACCUGGCAGCCAGGAACGUCCUGGUAACUGAAGAAAGCGUGAUGAAGAUCGCAGACUUCGGUCUGGCUAGAGAUGUGCACAACAUAGACUACUACAAGAAGACCACCAAUGGUCGUCUGCCCGUGAAAUGGAUGGCACCAGAGGCUCUGUUCGACCGCGUCUACACGAACCAGAGUGAUGUGUGGUCCUAUGGGGUACUGCUCUGGGAGAUCUUUACCCUGGGAGGGUCCCCGUACCCCGGCAUCCCUGUAGAGGAGCUGUUCAAACUGCUAAAGGAAGGCCACCGCAUGGACAAGCCUGCCAACUGCACACAUGAACAAUAUAUGAUCAUGAGGGAGUGCUGGCACGCUGUUCCAUCUCAGAGGCCUACCUUCAGGCAGCUGGUGGAAGACCAUGACAGGGUUCUAUCCAUGACCUCCACAGACGAAUACCUGGACCUGUCUGUUCCUUUUGAGCAGUACUCACCAGCCUGCCAGGACUCCAGCAGUACUUGUUCCUCAGGAGACGACUCAGUGUUCGCCCACGACCCCCUCCCAGACGAACUGCUUCCCCAAACUGAUCCAGGGGAAUGA